Periconia digitata is the source of this 1392-nucleotide messenger RNA. The record is from the annotation of a GenBank genome assembly. Lineage: Eukaryota; Fungi; Ascomycota; Dothideomycetes; Pleosporales; Periconiaceae.
UACCACCACACUGGAACAGCAACCAUGGGCUUCAUAAAUGCCAUUGUGACGUCCGUCGCGCCCAUUUUCAUCGCGACGAGUCCCAUCACCAGCUAUGCCGACCAAAUCUAUAAUAUGCAUCGCACCAAGAGCUCAGCUGGCUUCUCGCUCGACAUUCCCCUCAUCAUGCUUGUCGCCAGCAUCCUCAAAAUCUUCUACUGGUUCGGCGCCCACUACGCAACCUCGCUCCUCGUCCAAGCCAUCCUCAUGAUAAUUAUGCACCUCCUCUGCCUCCACAUCGCCCUCACCAACCGCCCGACCCCUUCUCACCUCCCCUUCCAACCCUCAUCCACAACCCGCCCUUACAGCUUCUGGCAAUGGCGCGCUACCCGCCCUUACUGGUCCUUCAUAACCUACUUCGCCGCCGCGCUGUUCGUCAUGCAUAUUGUCCUCCUCAAUACAUCGCUGUUCAUCCCGUAUACCACUGUGCUUGGCUACAUCGCGCUGACCGUCGAAGCUACGCUCCCUAUCCCACAACUCUUAGCGAACUGGCAACGGCGUGGAUGCAGAGGGUUCCGUCCCAGCGUUAUCGCGAAUUGGAUUGUCGGCGACACUUUCAAAAUGUGGUACUUCUUCGCGAGUCCUGCGGGCGAAGUGCCCUGGGCGUUUAAAAUCUGCGGUAUUUUCCAGGCUACUUGCGAUUUAGGACUAGGACUGCAGUGGUUCGUAUGGAGGGACGGGCCGGAUGAUGGUAAUGCUGCUACCGGAGGUGCGGUGAGGGGUGUUGGGCCGUGGGAAGAGAAGGUUUUGACGAGUCCGCCACCUGAGACGAAUUCGUUUGAGAUGGAGCGGUUGAAUGGUGGGGUUGGUAUCGCUGGCGGGAGUGCCGGGAUUGAUGUUGGUGGUGGUGAGGGGUGGGAACGGCAGAGGGCUGGUGGUGGGCUGUGAGUGUGGUCAUGUUUGUGACGAUUGAUGAUAUAGGUUUUGUGGAAGUUGGUGGUACUGGGAGGGAUAAGCUGAGUAUAUAGAAGAAGUCAUGUAAUAUUAUGAAAAUACAUGGAUAAUGUUCCCGAUAUCAAUCAUGGUGUCGGCGCUUUUAUCCUUUUAUCGUAAGCUUGGCUGGGGUCAACCCCAAUAUCGACAGUCAUUUCGCCUUAUGAUAUACGCAGAUACAAUUGUUGGGUAUUUACCCUCGCUCUUUCUUGUCGCCAUGACCGUAUUCCUGAAGUGAUCCUGAAUUGUGCACACAACUCUCCAAUCGUCAGUCCCCGGGUCAUACAUGUGGAGAGCAAUGGAAAAGCAACAGAACGACAUUAUUAAAUGUACUCGUGAUCCUGAGAAGGAACCAAGAAAAGAAAGGAGAAGAUAUGAGAAGAACUCAAAUAUAAUAAGCAUAUUUUUAGCGCACCUAAU